Metarhizium album ARSEF 1941 is the source of this 1047-nucleotide messenger RNA. RefSeq lists its product as uncharacterized. Bases 1 to 1047 code for a protein of 348 amino acids. Lineage: Eukaryota; Fungi; Ascomycota; Sordariomycetes; Hypocreales; Clavicipitaceae. The record is from RefSeq and is a predicted model, not a curated record. The transcript is spliced from 4 exons.
AUGCCAGACUCGGAAGCGACGACUGCGACGCUCUCCGUGGGCGAACCCGCCGCCUUGAGCGAGGAGCAGCUCGCCCAGUUGAUGGAGAAGCAUCGCAGUCACAAUGGCGAUUUUGACCUUCCCGUCGACGGCUGGGACAAGCUGUCUUUGCAUGCCCGAAGCCAGCUCGCGGAAAGAUUGAAAGCACAAGAACGAAUCUUGUCCGAGAACGCUGCGCCUCAUUCCUUCCCGCUCGAUCUUGACCAACUCGACGCGCGUCUACGUCGAGGCCUUGAAGAUGAAGACGCUGGCUUUCCUGCCUUUGUCGAGAUGAUGGAGAGCAUGUAUAGAAACGAUAAGUACGACAAGGGGGUAGCUCAGCUCGGAACCGAUCCAUCGUGGCUCAAGUCAGUAUGGUUGGACAAGCGAAGGACACGCAGAUGGCAGCGCCGGUGGCAACGGGAACGUGGCUGCAACGGUUUCUCCGACUACGUCGAUGCAGUGAAGCGCCCCGGCGCGCCACGGAUUCGCACGACAUACCUUUGCUUUGAAUACUGGUGGCUUGACCGGUCCACCGACUCCAUCGAGCGCCUGGCGCCCGACCACGACAGACGCUGGCAAGAGUUGGUGGACAAGAAGAUACCGAAGCCUCAUGAAUUCAAGGAUUUCGUGCGGACCACCCCGUCUUCGAUGGAGCGUGGGAGAGAACGGGAGCAAGCCUGGGAGGCUAGACAGGCGGCCGAAGCAGAGGCGAAGCGGGACUAUUUCUUGACCCAAGAAGAUGCCCGUCGCCUCACCAUUCCGGAAGAGACGCGUAUGCGGAUGCUUGAAGCUGCCAGGAAGAAGUUGGUGGCGGCGCAAGAGCGGUACGAGUUUACCAGGCGCCGGGUCAGCAUGGUCACGGAUUUCAUCCGGGCGACAUUCGACUACGUGAACGCUGAAAAGGAUGCAACCCGUCACACUGCACUCACGCAACGGGUCCUGGAGCAAGUCCCUCUGGUCGAGGCCGAGUUGCACCGAGGCCAGUCCCGAUACGAAGAACAAAAAGCGAAGGCGCGCCCAGGAUGA